GGGACGCGGGUAAUCUCGGCGUCCGGCUCACCUCAACGGCCUCGGCCUCUCCCUCCGCAGAGUAUCCUUUUCCCCACCCGCCGCAAAACCCUCGCGGACCUGAAGAAUCCCUAGAGAAGAGAUGGCCCCCGGCGGCGGCGGCGGCGGAGCUGGCGCCAAGGGUGGUGGUGGGAGGAAGCGCAAGUUCCUUCCCCACGGGAAGCCGGUGCGGAAGGGGGCGUACCCGCUCCGCCCCGGCGUGCAGGGCUUCUUCAUCACCUGCGACGGCGGCCGGGAGCGCCAGGCCACCCGCGAGGCCCUCUCCCUCCUCGACUCCUUCUAUGAAGACCUGGUGGAUGGGAAAGGAUCGGAUGAGAAACCCAAAGGCAUUCCUGACAAGCCACUGAACAAAAAGAUAAAGUUUGAGGACUCUGAUUCCUCAGAUGAUGAGGAUGAAGACCAUUCAGGUGAGGAAGCUGACAAUGGGAAUGGGAAUGAUGUGGAGAAAGGUGAAAAUGCUCCAGCCGAGCAGGAACAGGAGGUACUUAACACCUCUGUACCUGCCAGUAAGGAUGAUGAGGAACAAGCAGGCACUGCUGAAGAACCAAAAGAAAAGAAGCAACGUGUGGAAGACCCUCCAGUUUCUGAACAGAUAGAACACAAGGAGACUGCUGAUGAACCAAAGGAGUCUACUGAUAAACCAAAAGAGUCCACUGAUAAGCCAAAAGAGUCCACUACUAAGCAAAAAGAGUCCACUGAAAGAAACAUUGAUGAUUUAAUUGACGAAGACUUGAAAGAACUGGGAGACAGGAAAAAGAGGCUCUUUGCAAGCCUUGACUCAGGCUGCAAUGGUUGCAUAUUCAUUCAAAUGCAUAAACGAGCAGGAGACCCUGGUCCAGUUGAGAUUGUACAAAACAUGAUGUCAUCGGCUGUUUCAACUCGUAAACAUAUGUCAAGAUUUAUUCUGCGUGUUUUGCCUGCUGAGGUUGCAUGCUAUGCAUCUGAAGAGGAAAUAUCAAAAGCAAUUAGUCCCCUUGUUGAAAAGUACUUCCCAACAGAAUGCCCUUCAGGUCAUAAGUUUGCAGUGUUAUAUGAAGCAAGGUCCAACACAGGAAUUGAUAGAAUGAAAAUUAUAAAUGCAGUAGCGAAAUCUGUACCGCAACCUCACAAAGUUGACCUGAAAAAUCCGGACAAAACUAUUAUUGUCCAGAUUGCAAAGACCAUAUGCAUGAUCGGAGUUGUCGAAAGAUACAAAGAGCUCGCGAAGUUCAACCUAAGGCAGCUGACCUCAUCAGAGUCGGAGAAGUAGCCUCUAGGCGACAAAAUCUUCCAGGCAACAUCUGGACCGACUUAAAUCUGCUGCAGCAUCUGGUAGUUAGGCGUUAGCUAAUUAUUAGGUUACCAAAAGAUCCAGAUGUACUGUCUUGUUGGCCUGUGAGGUCUUUGAAAAGCCUUUCCGAAAUCUUUAUUGCUCCCCAGCGCAACAACCUUGGUCAGCAGAGAUCUGGAGUUGUACGAUGAUGGGUUGUCACCACGGGUGGUUAGUGGUUGCCGGUUGGUUCAUCUUUAUGCAUCCUUGUUUUGAGUUCUGAGAUUUUUAAGGCAAUAGAAAAAACUGAUGUGUAAUCUGUCUUUGAUGCUGCUUCUUUUUCUGAACCUUUAUAGUGGUUGAAUAAGUCUUUGUGCAAGGUUCUAUACGUGGAACCUGGAAUUUUAAAAGGUGAGAACCGAUGAUUUUUCUUAUGGAAGAUUCAGCCAGUC
Molecule: messenger RNA, 1740 nt
Organism: Panicum virgatum (switchgrass)
Lineage: Eukaryota; Viridiplantae; Streptophyta; Magnoliopsida; Poales; Poaceae
Product: THUMP domain-containing protein 1 homolog
Exons: 6
Coding region: 122-1288 (388 amino acids)
Biological process (GO): tRNA modification
Molecular function (GO): RNA binding
Source: RefSeq, a predicted model, not a curated record